AUGGAGACAACUUUGGAUGCGUCCUUAGUGGCGCAAUCCAUAAACUACCAUGGGCAGCAGUUACAGAAGACAUGGGAGUCUGAGCGAGGGGAAGAAGACUUGUCGAAGAUUGGCGUGGGUGGUUUAGAUUUUGCCGUGUACCAGUCGAGACACAAACAUCUUACAUUUCAAGACCGUAGCAAACGUUUAAAGCUUCAUCAGUUCAUUGCUAAAGAAGCCAACGCGUUGUUCGACUCUUCAAUCAUGGAGGAAACGCCAUCAUCAUCCAGCUUGGGCGUUGAUGCGAUAACGCCAGAAGACAAUAUGUACGCUCUGAUGCCACCUUUUGAAACAUUUUUAAAUGUUGAUAAAUCUGCAAGAUUAAGACAUUUCUUUGAGAAUGUCAAAACAGGAGAAUUGAUAAUUGGAGCUGUCAUCAACAGGACUCAAUCGGGGAUUAUGCUCAAGGUGUUGUGUACUGCUGGCCCUACCUCAAGACUUGUAGCAGAUAUCAAUGUGAAGGCCUUCCUACCUGUUGCAAAUAUCAUACCAGCGGUUGACAAGAAAAAUGUAUCAAGAAACUACCUGAUGAAUGACACAGUCUGCUGUGAAGUGAUAGAAGUUAUCCCUGAUACGGACAAAAUGGUGUGCGGCAUGAAAGGAGUUACUCGGGGCCCAGACGACCCACCGCCCAAGCCUCCCCUUGGUCUCCUCAGCACUGACGACUUUCCACUAAUUUACAAGAAAACAUUGGAUAUGAAGGGGGAAAGUUAUGAAGCCAUUUUAGAGAAGAGCCCUGGCUUCAAUAACCCUAACUGCGUCCAAUAUCUCUCUGAACUCCUUGGAAUAGCUAACAUGCAUUGCACGAAUUUUGCAUCACUAAGAGGAGGAUUCCCAACAACAGAAUAUGCAGAUGAACUACGUCAGGCACAAGCCAGCAAGUGGGCAUUCCGCUCUGUAGCAGAAGGUAUAGAACACUUCAAAGCUGGCAGACAUUCAGAAGCAUUCCAAUGCCUCAAUAAGGCACUAAGUAUUGACCCAAGAAAUGUUGAAGGGCUUGUUGCCAGAGGUGCUUUAUAUGCCAAUAGUGGAACAUUUAAAAAAGCCAUUGAAGAUUUCGAGACUUCUUUGAAAUUAAAUCCUAAUCAUGCUAAUGCUCGGAAAUAUUUGGGAGAAACUUUAGUAGCCUUGGGACGCAGCUAUGAAGAUGAGAACAAAAUAACAGAAGCACAAAAGGCAUAUGAAGACUGUUUAGCUAUCAUACCAUUUCAUGAAGAAGCUCAAAAUUCUUUGGAUUUCCUCAAGAGCAAAACGUCUACAGCAAAACCCCUAAUAGAACCUGCAGAGCUGUUGCUGCCUGGUCUUACAGGAGCAAAGUCAUUUGAAAUGAAAGAAACACUGAAGCAGUUGCUUAAUCUAACAGAAAAAAAGGAUAAGAAGAAAAAGAAAAAACGUGGAAAGGGAAAAAAGAAGAGAUCCAGUAGUUCAUCAUCAUCAUCGAGUGACUCUACAAGUUCAAGUUCUUCAUCAGAAUCGUCGUCGUCAUCUUCUGAUACCAGUGAUUCUGAAGGUCCCAACCGCAAGAAAAAAAGGCGUUCGCAGUCCAACAGUAAACGGCAGCGCUCCCUGUCGCCGCUAAGUAAACGCAUGGCCAUCCUGGGUGAUGCCGACUCAGCUUCCCGCACGCAUAACUCGCAGUUUAACCAUCCUUAUGGUUAUCAACCACCUCCACCACCUGUAGAAGAACCUAACAAUGUGCCAAUCCGGUCUCAAGCUGAUAUAGAUUAUGAAAUGAAGGUGCGCAAGUUCCUCGAAAUGACAAAAGAAGACUCAGAUUAUGAAGACAAAGUUCGAAAUUUCUUAGAAGAAACUGCACAGUACAAACGUAACCGCAAAAUGCAAGAGCUAGGACAGCAACCACAACCUGGCGCCGAACAUGACAAGAAAAAGAAGAAGAAAAAGGAUAAGAAAAAGAAAAAGGAGUCCAAGAGGAAGAGAAAGGAGCAAGAAAGAGAAGACAAACGAAAAGCAAAGUUGGCGCGUUCUGCUGUCAAUAACUCAGAAUACAGCUUACGAGAUUUGGAGAGCAUAGGAGACAAGAAACUGAGGGAUGCUAUCAGAAAAGAAUUGAAAGGAAAAUCUAAGAGAGAUCUCAGUUCUGAUGGAGAGUAUGAAAGAAAACACAGUGAUAAAAGGUUGUUAGAUGACAUGCCAGGCUUGGAAGAAUUGGAAUCAAAACUUAGUGCUUAUCAUGUUAUGGUGGAGAAAGAAGUAUUGGGAAAGCGUGACGGACGCAACUCGGUGAGCCCUAUUGACCAGGCUCCGCCGCCGCCACUUGAAAAGCCCAAGUGGAAAAUGUCCAUGAAUGCCGUGAAGGAAACGGUUAAGAAGAAAGACACACCAGUACAAAAGGGCUACAAAGAGCGCUAUGCAUUCGAGGACAGCUCGGAUGAUUCGCAAGAGCCAUCCAAGCCGUCGCCUUCGAGUGGGGACAAAAACGUAUCGGUGCGACGUGCGAUGGCAAUGAAGGAGGCUCCCCCACUGCCGAGUGCGCCGCCGCCUAGCAAGUCGCGGGAACCCGACCCACCAGGCACUGAGCCCUCUCACCACCAACAUCACUCUCAUCCCCCGGUGCGCAAAGGCAAUAUAGUGCUAGACAAGUUUGGUUCGUUCCGAUUGGCGCAGGAGGGCGAAACCCCCGUCUCUGUUGGCGACGGGCGGCCGGAACAGUUCGUGACGCGCAUCAAGCCGCCAUCGCCGUCGGGACGCCGGCCCCGCUCGCCGCCCUCGCCCCGCAGGCACUCCUCCAAUUCUUCGGAAGAGGAUCGACGCUCCCCCAAAAGGUCCAGAAGCAGAUCGCGGCCGCGCAAGUACCGCUCAAGGUCCGGAUCCCGGUCUCGGUCGGCGUCGAGCGGCAGCGCGUCGCCGGCAUCGCGCAGGCGCCGCUCGCCCUCGCCCCGCUCCCGCUCCCGCUCCGACGCGAGCCGCUCGUACUACUCUAGAAGCCGGUCGCGCUCGCGAUCUGGCUCCAGAGACAGGAAUCGCCGUUUCAACCGGCGCGGCAACUGGCGGGGCCGCGGCGGCUUCGAGCGCGGCACCUACUACCGGCCGCGCUUCCACACGUACAACGGGAACAGCCGCGGCCGCGGACGGGGCGGCGGCGACUUCAGGCGCGACGACGGCAGGCGCUUCCAGCACGAGUGGCGCGACAACCGCUCGCGCGGCGGACGCCCCUUCAGGCCGCGCAGGGGCGGCGGCGGCAGGGGCAGGCCGUUCAGGGGCGGUUUCCGUGACUUCCGCGAUAGAAGGGGUGGACGAUAUUCUCGUUCAAGAAGCCCCGACAGAACACGUCGCUCCAGAUCUUACAGCCCCGAAAGACGCGAUAAAGACAGGGAUAGCUACUCUCGUUUAUCUGAACGCAACAGCCACCGCAGUGAAGGAGAGUAUGAGGAGGAAAGAUAUGUCGACAGGAAGGAGUACGACGGCAAGUGGGCCGACGGUAACGAGCCCGAAAGAAACCAUGCUGAAGAAAAGUCCACCGAAGAAGCGCCCAAAGAA
Iphiclides podalirius (scarce swallowtail) is the source of this 3537-nucleotide messenger RNA. Lineage: Eukaryota; Metazoa; Arthropoda; Insecta; Lepidoptera; Papilionidae. The record is from the annotation of a GenBank genome assembly.